AUGGCCGACCUGGAUACUAGUGCGGACCAGGAAACUGAUGUGCAGUUCUGGCAAGAUCUCAGCAAAGUUCUUUCGGGCCCGUGCGACACACACGAGCAGAUUGAUGAUGCCCUACGCGGAUGGCUCGAUCUCGCGAGCGCAUUCCGGGAUCGAUUCGGCGACUUGGAUUCCGGAGUUCUGCACUGCGCUCACCAACUCAUCCACCGCCCGAUUUUCCAGGACAAUAAAGACUACGUCCGGGUGCAAAUCAUCUUUAGCUUCCUCCAGGAGGACGAGCCAAACCCUCUCCACACAAUCGCAAACUUCCUCCUCGCCGACGGGCGUAGCGAUGAUACCGUCUUCGGUCGCAUGAUAUCGGAAGGCUGUUUCCCGAGGCUCCUCGACUUUUUGAAUAGCAAUCUACUAAUGGACCCUCCCCUCUACCAUACAUUGCUCGAGCUGAUGUACGAGAUGUGUCGCAUGGAACGGCUACGAACGACGGACCUUUUGCAGAUUGACGACAGCUUCAUUGCUCGGCUCCUCCAGCUCGUCAAGGAAGGCUCUGGCGACUCUGACGAUCCAUAUCAGUACUCGGUGAUUCGCGUCCUGCUUGUCCUCAACGAACAAUACAUGCUGGCUGCCACAGAGGCCGAAGCAGCAGGCCCGCUCUCCCCGAGCUCGUCGCUCACGAACCGUGUGAUCAAGUUGCUCAGCCUUCACGGGUCCUCGUUCCGAGCGUUUGGCGAAAAUAUCAUACUCCUCCUGAACCGAGAAACGGAAACAUCCCAACAACUCCUCAUUCUCAAGGUACUAUACCUGCUAUUCACAACAAAAGCGACGUACGAAUCUUUUUACACAAAUGACCUAAAGGUCCUUGUCGACAUUAUUCUCCGCAACCUAAUGGAUUUGCCCGACGAAAAGAUAUCCCUCCGGCAUACUUAUCUCCGUGUGCUCUACCCUCUCUAG
Molecule: messenger RNA, 945 nt
Organism: Parascedosporium putredinis
Lineage: Eukaryota; Fungi; Ascomycota; Sordariomycetes; Microascales; Microascaceae
Source: the annotation of a GenBank genome assembly